Molecule: messenger RNA, 3481 nt
Organism: Vicugna pacos (alpaca)
Lineage: Eukaryota; Metazoa; Chordata; Mammalia; Artiodactyla; Camelidae
Gene: YARS2
Product: tyrosyl-tRNA synthetase 2
Biological process (GO): tyrosyl-tRNA aminoacylation
Cellular component (GO): cytosol; mitochondrion
Molecular function (GO): RNA binding; tyrosine-tRNA ligase activity; ATP binding
Source: RefSeq, a predicted model, not a curated record
GCACAUUCCGUGGGAAUUGGAGGAGGCGGGCCCUGAGGGGUGUGGCCGGCCUCCAAGAUCCCAGCAUCCCCUUCGUGCAAGAUGGCGGCGCCCAUGUUGCGGUGCAUUUCCCGUGGCCGGAGGUUUGCUACCCCGGGCCGGUCAGGAGUCCUGCCCCGGGGGCUGCGUGAGAGCCACUCGGGCGCGCAGGGGUUGCUGGCGGUGCAGAAGGCGCGCGGUCUGUUUAAAGAGUUCUUCCCCGAGAAGGGUACGAAGACCGAGCUCCCGGAGCUCUUUGACCACCGCACGGCGGGCACCGUGCCCCAGACCGUCUACUGCGGCUUCGACCCCACGGCCGACUCGCUUCACGUGGGCCAUCUUCUGGCGCUCUUGGGCCUGUUUCACUUCCAGCGAGCGGGCCACAACGUGAUCGCGCUGGUGGGGGGCGCCACCGCGCGCCUGGGAGACCCGAGCGGCCGGAGCAAGGAGCGCGAGGCGCUGGCGGCGGAGCGCGUGCGGAGCAACGCGCGCGCCCUGCGCCGAGGGCUCCAGGCCCUGGCGGCUAACCACCAGCAGCUGUUCGCCGACGGGCGGGCCUGGGGCACGUUCACGGUGCUGGACAACGCCGACUGGUACCAGAAGCAGCCCCUGGUGGACUUCCUAGCGGCGGUGGGCGGCCACUUCCGCAUGGGCACGUUGCUGAGCCGGCUGAGCGUGCAGACCCGCCUCAAGAGCCCCGAAGGAAUGAGUUUGGCCGAGUUUUUAUACCAGGUCCUCCAGGCCUAUGAUUUCUACUACCUGUUCCAGCGGUAUGGAUGCCGGGUCCAGCUGGGUGGAUCUGAUCAGCUGGGCAACAUCAUGUCCGGAUAUGAGUUCAUCCACAAGUUGACUGGAGAAGACGUAUUUGGAAUCUCUGUUCCUCUAAUUACAAGUACCACUGGAGCAAAACUGGGGAAGUCUGCUGGCAAUGCUGUUUGGCUGAACAGAAAUAAGACAUCUCCAUUUGAACUGUAUCAGUUUUUUGUCAGGCAGCAAGAUGAUUUGGUAGAAAGGUACCUGAAGCUCUUUACUUUUCUGCCCCUUCCAGAGAUUGACCAUAUAAUGCAGCUCCAUGUCAAAGAGCCAGAGAAGCGGGGCCCUCAGAAACGGCUUGCUGCCGAAGUAACAAAGCUCGUCCACGGGCAAGAAGGGCUGGACUCGGCUAAAAGGUGUACACAAGCCCUUUAUCACAGCAGCAUAGAUGCACUGGAGGUCAUGUCAGAUCAAGAGUUAAAAGAGUUGUUUAAAGAAGCUUCAUUUUCUGAAUUAGUUCUCGACCCUGGAACAAGCGUCCUAGACACGUGUCGCAAAGCAAAUGCCAUCCCAGAUGGUCCCCGAGGGUAUCGGAUGAUUACAGAAGGAGGAGUCAGUAUAAAUCACAGACAAGUAACAAACCCUGAGAGCGUUCUAGUUGUUGGACAACAUAUUCUUAAGAAUGGACUUUCGUUACUUAAAAUAGGGAAAAGGAACUUCUACAUUAUAAAAUGGCUUCAGCUGUGAAGAGGAAUCCUCCUGGUGGUUCGUCAUUCAUUCAUUCUCAAGACGGACGGACUUAUGCCGUCACUUAAUCAAAUCAAACAACAGAGAAUGGAGUGCACGCUCUAAGCCUCACAGUGUGAGUAAUCUCAUAAUUUAUACAGGGUGGUUACAUUUGUUAUUUAAUAGUGGGAUUUCUACUUCCUGAGCCUUAAACAUUAAGCACGAUUUCCAGGGUGAAUGUCUUCAUGAAAAGCUGUGUGUUGUCUUUCUUGUCCUGUCCUUGCCCUUUUGAAGAUGAGGACGACACUUUAGACGCGGCAGUGUAAGGAAGUGGGGUACUUUUUUAUCAGGUGUUUAUCUCACUGGAUUUUUUGGUUGUUUAGGAAGCAAACUCAGUUCUCCGUAAAAAAGGGGAAGAGUCAGAGGAAGCCAUGGUUGGCAUUAGAAAUUACUGUAGCAAUGAUUUCUUUUCGAAGAAAAGAACAAAAAUCAGUACUUGACUUUUUAGAAAAUUUCUAAUUUAGUUUUCCAGUCUCUCUUGCCUGUGUUUCCAUAUGAUUAAACUUAUUCUUUUUUUUUACUUAGUAAAAAAAGGUAGCAAUAUUUUAUAAAUUUAUAAACUUUUAAGUUAGUUUUAAGUUUAAACAUCUGUCCCCAAGCAGAUUGCAGCUUGAGAUGAACUGAAAAGUUAAGUAACCAACAAGAUAAAACAGAGGAUAAUCAUGUGAGAAUAUCAAAAGAUACUCUGGUAAGGGAAGUUUUCAGGUCAGAUUUAAAGGAUCUGGAAUCAAGGCUUAGUUAAAUUAAGCUCUGCGUUCAUUAGGCAAGCUGGUCCUACAGACCUGUUUUCCAACAUUGAAAAAUCAAGGUACUAUUUCCCCUGAGGAUCAAGUGAAACACAAACACACACACAAGCUGUUUACAGUCACAUCUGUUCUGGAAAAUCUCACAGGCCGCAGAGCAUGGCUUUAGGGUUCCAAUUCAGCGAUUUACUACCUAGGUUGCUUGGAGCAAGUCACUGUCUUCAUAUGCAAAGAUGGAGAUGUAAUACUUCAGUCAGUUACGAAAACCUAAUAGGAAAAAGGUCACUAAACUUUCUUACAGUAUAAGGUGUGCUGCUGUGUUCCAAAGUAGAUUUAAAUGUUAAAAAAGCUGUAGUUUAUCUAAAUUUUCUGGGAUCAAAGUUAGGAAGAAUUCAUUUAUUGACAAACUUAAAUGUCACUUCAUACCAGCAAUUUUAUUUACAUAGUAAAACAUACAGGUAUCCAUUAUAAAUGUCAGAGAUCGUCUCUACAUUUCAGAACUUCACUCAGCUUGAGGGCCAGCCAACAAAAGGAGGUUUUCUCGUUCCAUUCCUGCCUUGCCUGUUUCCCUUUGUACGAGGUGUGUAGUACUAGCAGGUGCGGCACCACAGCAGGUAACAUACUCAAUUUGGAAUUUGUCUGAUAUUCUGGAGAAAGGUGCAUUACGAGUUUUCUCCCCCUUACAAAUUUGAAAACCUGUAACGGAGCGGUAGUCAUCUGGUCUACCUGGAAUUAGGAAGUCACGAGUGGCUACAUGUUUAAUGAUGGUGGAGUGAUUUUGUAAAGUGUGCUGACAUCUGGAAGCAUGCUUUCUGUGAAGAUGGUACUGCUGACAAAUUCAAAGCAGUACCAUGUCAUACCCAACUAAAUCUGGUGUUUUGUGUUUCACAUCAGUUGCUGAGCCUGUCAAAUGGGUACCAGUAACUAAAGGUAGCAGAUGUACUCACAUUGUUCCUGCCAGCAGCCCUUCAUAAACGGAAUAACUCUAAAAGGUUUAAUAUCUGCAGCAUAUAGUUUAUCUUAAAAUCUAGUGUAAUUCAUACGAAGAAUCAUCUGGGGGAUUUUAGUAAAAUGUGUGUAUCAUCUAAACCUCACUCCCAACCCCCUGAAAGCCUUUAGGAGUAUGUGUGUCUGUCCAGAUGUGUUUCUUUAAAUAAUAAAGCUCCACCAUUAUUUUCAUA